Messenger RNA from Olea europaea var. sylvestris, 1450 nucleotides. Its product is annotated as zinc finger protein CONSTANS-LIKE 6-like. Gene Ontology annotation, molecular function: zinc ion binding; protein binding. Gene Ontology annotation, biological process: regulation of DNA-templated transcription. Gene Ontology annotation, cellular component: nucleus. The transcript has 2 exons. Lineage: Eukaryota; Viridiplantae; Streptophyta; Magnoliopsida; Lamiales; Oleaceae. Bases 126 to 1316 code for a protein of 396 amino acids. The record is from RefSeq and is a predicted model, not a curated record.
GUUCUGUGCCUACAUAAAUACUUUUCCCACACUUCACUCCGGUACUGUUUGAACUGAAUUACAAUUCAAUUAGUAAACCUCAAUUUUCUAAACGUAAUAAUUCUUCUGAUCCUUUGCUUUACACUAUGAAUACCGAAAGAAAAACUGCAAGUAUCCUCGGAGGCAAGACUGCCAAGGCUUGCGAUAGCUGUUUACGACAAAGGGCUCGAUGGUUUUGUGCGGCAGACGAUGCUUAUCUAUGCCAAGGGUGCGAUGCAUCGGUUCAUUCGGCUAACCGAUUGGCGAUUCGACACGAAAGGGUUCGACUUGAAUCCUCAUCCUGUAAGGGGAAAGGAAACGAUGACUCGGGACCGGCUUGGUACCGGGGAUUCACUCGUAAGGCUAGAACUCCGCGACAGGCCAAGUCGAGUCCAGCGCAACCUUCUCUUUUAGUACCGGAGAUUAACAGUGAAGACACUUCUCUAGUGGAAAAUGAGGACCAACUUCUUUAUAGGGUUCCUGUUUUUGACCCUUUUGAUGCUGAAGUUUUUACAGCAUCAAAUCGAACUGAGGAUGAAUUAGUCGAUGUUUUGUUGGAUGAUGAAAAAGGAUUCGAUUUGGAUAUUAAUCCAGAGUUUAUUACAUCUGAUGCUGAGCUUGCAGAGUUUGCUGCUGAUGUAGAGAGUUUACUGGGAACAGGAAUUGAGGAGGAUUCUCAUGAGAUUGAAUUAGGGUUGGCAAGAAUGGAUUGUAAACAAGAAGAUAUAAUUGAUGUUCGUUUCGAAGAAAAACGGGUAAAGUUUGAGGACGAUGACGAUGAAAUGAAAGCCGUUAUUGCUUGUCAUUUGGAUCCGGCAUUGGAUAUGGCUAGGAGAACAUUCAACUGGAAUUCUGAUUAUGCAUCUCCAUUAUUACAUGGAGAAGCAGAUGAGGAUAAAAAGGUUAUCGGAACCGUGACGAAGAUGAUUGAUUGUCAAAGUGAAGAAGAAGUUAGUAGGAAAAUGUUUUUGAGGCUCGACCAUGAAGCAGUUAUCGCUGCUUGGGCUAGCCAAGGUUCUCCAUGGACGAAUGGUAUUCGACCCGAGUUCUUCAACCUCAAUGACUUCUUGGAUACCUUCCCAUGGGGAGGCAGCCUUAUUCCGUACGAAGGACUUAGGGGACGGUUGGGUGACAGUGAUGCUGGAAGAAGAGCAAUAGUAUCGAGGUACCGGGAAAAGAGACGAAAAAGAUUGUUCUCAAAGAAGAUUCGAUAUGAAGUUAGGAAAUUGAAUGCAGAUAAGAGACCUCGAAUGAAAGGUCGAUUUGUAAAACGAACAAUUUUCCUACCUAAUGCGUGAUGAAUAAAGGAUGAAUAACACAUUACACAGCCAAGUUCCUAGCUUAGGAAUUUGGAUUUGUUCAUGUAUGGUGAAUGAUGUAAUAAUUUAUUGAAGGAAACUGUAUAUUAUAUUUAAGAUGACUUUCAUCAGCA